This is a messenger RNA of Mobula hypostoma (lesser devil ray), 1611 nucleotides long. RefSeq names its product proline rich Gla (G-carboxyglutamic acid) 1 (gene prrg1). Gene Ontology annotation, cellular component: extracellular region. Bases 99 to 746 code for a protein of 215 amino acids. Lineage: Eukaryota; Metazoa; Chordata; Chondrichthyes; Myliobatiformes; Myliobatidae. The record is from RefSeq and is a predicted model, not a curated record. The transcript has 4 exons. Gene Ontology annotation, molecular function: calcium ion binding.
CUUUUCUAGAUUGAGGACGGAAACUUUGGAAGGCUUUGGUUGUUUUCGGAGUGGAGAAAUAAAGUGUGACAUCUAGAUUUACUUUUUAAAAAUAAAGCAUGGAAAGUGUGUUCCUGAAACAGGGUGACGCCAAUUCUAUUCUGAAAAGAUAUCGAAGAAAAAAUUAUCUCCUUGAAGAGAUACAACAAGGCAAUAUUGAACGUGAAUGUCGGGAAGAAGUUUGUACUUAUGAAGAAGCAAGAGAAGCUUUUGAAAAUGAUGAAAAGACAAAUGACUUCUGGACAGAUUACAUAAAGGGACAAAGUGAGAAUCAAGGGAGUGGUGCCAAUGUCAACAUGGAAUCAGUUUAUCUUGUGGCUCCUCUGAUAGCUGGCCUCCUUGUAAUUAUUAUCAUUCUCUUUGUUAUCUGGCGAUGCCAGGUGAGAAAGGCAAAUCGCAGGCAAAAUACAUAUGCCCAGACUCAAUUCCAGGCAAACCAAGCCACCAGGAACUUGUCAGUGGUUGUAUUUGGUUAUAAUGAGCAUUCUGUCAGUCCGCUUGAUAGAUUACGUACCCUGCAGCCAGAAGGCAUGUCCAGUGGACACUCCAAUCAAAAUGGACCCCCUGUAAGAUUGUCUGGGUUAAAUUCAGAUCCCCCCCCAACCUAUGAUGAAGCUACUAACCAAGUGGAGAAUGUAAGAAUCAACAAUGAAGAGCGGCAAAGUGAAGAUCCUCCGAAGUAUGAAGAAAUUAUGAGUCCAGCAUAGAUAAAGUUGUACAUUAAGUUGCCAAUGUUUGAAUAUUUUUAUUUAAUAAAAUAUAGUUAUUAAUUUCUCACACCUGCAUUAUAUUACAAUUAGAGGGUGCUUUUGUACCACAUGUAAUGCAGUUUUUGCGGUCAGCUUUGUUACUAAAAUUGAAUCCUUUUGAAAUUUAUAAUUUGAUAAGUUAUAGGAAUAAGAUUUUUUCUUGAGUUAAUGUUCAAUUGGGUUGAUAUUUUUGGGAACAAGAAUAAAUAGGAAGAGCUAAAAAAAAAACCCAUCUGUAGUAUUUUACUUCACUGGUGAAUCAAAAUUCUCUAAAUAGCACUGACACUUUAAUAUAGACUAGACACAGAUAUGGCUACAGAGUUUCCACUUGGGUGCUUCAAAAAGAUUGUUUCUAUAACAAAGAUAGAAUUAAUAUUCAUAUUUCAUUGCCAAUCAUUUUAGAGAGGAACUAGAAAUGCUGCUCAGAGGUUGUGAAAUUCCUUCAAUUCAUUUUGUUCUUAAUUGAGGCAACUUGUUAUUUAGUAUCUUUAUUCUGCAGUAUUAAAUUAGUAAUUGUUAACUAAAACUGUCCCCAUUGCUGCUGCUGUUGAGUAGAUAGUGGAAUUUGCAUUAUACAGAACAAGUUAUAAUUGUGUUAUUGUUAAAUGAUUUAUAAUCUAAAUAUAAGUUAUUCGCUCUUUUUAAGUUACAGACUGAAUCAUUGUUUAAUCGUCACACUUCUGAUCCAGAAUUGUUGUUUUCCCAUAUAAAACAUGGAAAAUAAUUUGGAAAAGACAAUAUUUUGCUUUCAAAAUAAUUAUGAAAUAAAGUUGAAUAUCUUAUUUUAACAAAGUUUCUCAUUCUAAUAAAGCACAUGUAAUUU